CGGGGGGUGGACAGUCAACAGUGGACACUCCAUUUGCAAGUCUGCCAUGUGUUGACCGGUGACGUGCUUUUGUUUUAUUGAUCUUCCCCAGAUCCGGCCCGUUCCACCUUGAUGGCCCGGCCAGCCAUGCCUCGCCAUGCUUUCCUGGUGGCUUACAUAAUCUGGGUUGCAUUCGACUGCCGAAGUACCAUCGUGACUGUGACUCCCGCUGCUCGGUUCCGUGGUCUUGGCAAGCCGGGCUUGACAGCUGCUGGCCCCGAGUCUAGCCGUUUGUCGGGUGGCCGGCAGCCCGUUUUUGUCGUCAUUCGACCUCUGGCACGGAUGCACCCCGGGUCCCGUCUGUGCCUUUUUCUGAACUUCUGGCCGGUGCAUUGAUUGAACACUAACAACUACACCACCAAGCCCAGCCGAUAUACACGCCCUCCGUCCACCCUAGUCCACCCCCUCCUCUCAACCACCAACCGUCACAAUGGCCUCAAUUGCUCGCUGCCUCAGGAUUGCUCGUCCUUCCGUCGUCUCUGCUUUCGCCCAGAGCUCCGUCCGCAUUGCGCGCCCCUUCUCCGUUACUGCCAACAAUGAGCUAAGGAAGUACACCCGCGAGCACGAGUGGAUCGAGCUCUCCGACGACAAGAAGACCGGUUACGUCGGCAUCAGCAGCUACGCCGCCAAGGCCCUCGGCGACGUCGUCUUCGUCGAGCUCCCCGAGGAGGGCAAGGAGGUCCAGGCCGGCGAUGCCCUUGGCGCCGUCGAGUCCGUCAAGUCUGCUGCCGACAUCAACGCUCCCAUCAGCUGCAAGGUCAUCGCCUCUAACUUAACCCUCGAGGAGAGCCCCUCCACGAUCAACAAGGUUCCCGAGGACCACUCUGCCAGCGGCGGUUGGGUCGCUAAGGUUCAGGUUAGCGAGGAGGGCAUCAAGGAUCUCGAGAAGCUCAUGGACGAGGAGGCCUACAAGGAGUUCACUGCCGCCGAGGACCACUAAACAAUUCUUUACUACGCAAGAGAUAACAAAACAGGGGGCGCUUGACGGAAAAAGAUUAAUGAUGCUUGGUGUAUAUUUGGCUAUUUAUGACGGAACCCGGGGAAAUGGUUACGGGGAUCAACUCAAUUUCGGACAGUUCAACCUGCUUUUAGACAACAUGGGGGGGCCUAAGAAGUACGCCCAAAGAAGUACUUGUAUCAUCGGAAGGCGAAGGGCGGUGUUUGGUAGUUUAUGCAUACAUCGAAUUGGAGUUCAUCGGACAAGCAUGCAUGAAACAGAA
Neurospora tetraspora is the source of this 1259-nucleotide messenger RNA. Its product is annotated as glycine cleavage H-protein-domain-containing protein. Lineage: Eukaryota; Fungi; Ascomycota; Sordariomycetes; Sordariales; Sordariaceae. The record is from RefSeq and is a predicted model, not a curated record. Bases 470 to 979 code for a protein of 169 amino acids. Gene Ontology annotation, cellular component: glycine cleavage complex; cytoplasm; mitochondrion. Gene Ontology annotation, biological process: protein lipoylation; glycine decarboxylation via glycine cleavage system. The transcript is spliced from 2 exons.